ACCUUGGCAGCACAGAAACAGAAAGCAGAUGUCAAUUUCAGUUCAGAAUUCAGGUUUUGAUAAAGUUUGAAAUUAAUGUCAUGCCAAAUCAAUCAAAAUCAUUUAUUUUAUAUAAGUGAAAACUCCUGUUUUAUUCCGUAUUUUUGCAUUCUCUGACAAUAUUGACAAUGGAUAUUAUUGGAGACCUUUCAGUUGUAAACAAUAUAUCUACACCCGAGUGCAAUCCUGAUAAUAAUUUCCAAAAAGAAACUGCUUUGCCAUUCCAACAGGUGUUCAUCAAAGAAGAAUUUUAUGAAGAGGCUGAAGAAGAUGAAGAUAAAACUGUCCAAUCGAAUGAUUUAUUGGAAGGCUUGGACGCUAUCAGUAGCGACCUCAGGGUAGAAACUUCUGAUCAUAUAUUGGCGACUGAGGAUACAGAGUGUGAAGAAAGAGUUAACGAUUUUGGGUAUGGCGAAGAGUUGUCCACUGUUGGUGGUGAAAUGGAGGCAGCUGCGUGUCCCAGCAUCCAGCUGAAACGGAAGCCUGACAAAUGUGGCCACUGCAGCUACACAACUGUCAACCCACAACAGCUGAUGCAACAUUUCCAAACCAACCAUGCCGACCAGUACCCGUUCGUUUGUGAUUUCUGCGAUUUCCGAUGCUUGGUGCGAAAAACGCUCAAUGUGCACACGAGGACGGAACACGCAGGCGAAAAACGCUUCAGCUGCGAGUUUUGUGACUACAAAGCGGUGCGACUGAUCUACUUGAAGCGACACGUGGUCGUGCAUUCCGACGAAAAGCGGUUCAGCUGUGAGUUUUGUGAUUUCAAGACCCGCUACCAUAGCAACCUGCGGACCCAUCUGCGGAACCAUACCGAUGAAAAGCCUUACAGAUGUGAGUUGUGUGAAUACAGCUCGCGGUUUCUGAGCAACCUGAAAACGCAUCAGAGGACACACACUGGUGAUAAACUGUUCAGUUGCGAUCAUUGUGAUUAUAAAACCUCGUUCUCUGGUAACCUGAGGAAGCAUGUCAAGAGCCACAAAUGAGAUUCACUUCAUCAAGCAUGCACAAUCCAGUGGUCAGCAUUCCAAACAACAAAUUAUACAGCAUAGUGGCAAAAGCAGUCUCCUUCAAGAGAACUGCAAAAUUGGUGUCACAUGCUGUGCAAUCAUGUUGUGUCACAUGAGCCACCAAGAGUAGGCUACCAGCCAAUAAUCUCCUUUUGGAGCUUAACCGAAGUAUCGAAUAUGUUUAUCUGAAAUCUGAAUUCAUCAUUUCGAUUUUGAACAUGGAGAAUAUUCUGCUGGGUCCGCAAGAGGGAAAUGCUAGUAAUAAUGUGCCAGAAGCAGGUGCUGCACAGGAGGACGUCCGGCUGCUCCAGCUGCUUAUGCAGCAACUCAUGGCCAUCGUGAUCGAGGUCACGGUCGCACUCGCUGACGCCUCUGUCGGGAACGUGGACGUGGACGAGUUGGCCCCAUCAUUAGGCUACCAGCCAAUAGGAGAUACAUAACGAGUGUGAAGAAAGAGUUUACGAUUUUGGGAAUGGCGAAGAGUUGUCUACUGUUGGUGGUGUAGAGACUUUUGGUGAAAUGGAGGCAGCUGCGUGUCCCAGCAUCCAGCUGAAACGGAAGCCUGACAAAUGUGGCCGCUGCAGUUACACAACUGCCAACCCACAACAGCUGAUGCAACAUUUCCAAACCAACCAUGCCGACCAGUACCCGUUCGUUUGUGAUUUCUGCGAUUUCCGAUGCUUGGAACGAAAAACGCUCAACUUGCACACGCGGACGGAACACGCAGGCGAAAAACGCUUCAGCUGCGAGUUUUGCGACUACAAAGCGGUACGACUGAUCUACUUGAAGCGACACGUGGUCGUGCAUUCCGACGAAAAGCGGUUCAGCUGUGAGUUUUGUGAUUUCAAGACCCGCUACCAUAGCAACCUACGGACCCAUCUGCGGAACCAUACCGAUGAAAAGCCUUACAGAUGUGAGUUGUGUGAAUACAGCUCGCGGUUUCUGAGCAACCUGAAAACGCAUCAGAGGACACACACUGGUGAUAAACUGUUCAGUUGCGAUCAUUGUGAUUAUAAAACCUCGUUCUCAGGUAACCUGAAGAAGCAUGUCAAGAGCCACAAAUGAGAUUCACUUCAACAUGCAUGCACAAUCCAGUGGUCAGCAUUCCAAACAACAAAUUAUACAGCAUAGUGGCAGAAGCAGUCUCCUUCAAGAAAACUGCAAAAUUGGUGUCACAAGCUGUGCCAUCAUGUUGUGUCACAUGAGCCACCAAGAGUAGGCUACCAGCCAAUAAUCUCCUAUUGGAGCUUAACCGAAGGAUCGAAUAUGUUUAUCUGAAAUCUGAAUUCAUCAUUUCGAUUUUGAACAUGGAGAAUAUUCUGCUGGGUCCGCAAGAGGGAAAUGCUAGUAAUAAUGUGCCAGAAGCAGGUGCUGCACAGGAGGACGUCCGGCUGCUCCAGCUGCUUAUGCAGCAACUCGUGGCCGUCGUGAUUGAGGUCACGGUCGCACUCGCUGACGCCUCUGUCGGGAACGUGGACGUGGACGAGUUGGCCCCAUCAUUAGGCUACCAGCCAAUAGGAGAUACAGAGUGUGAAGAAAGAGUUAACGAUUUUGGGUAUGGCGAAGAGUUGUCCACUGUUGGUGGUGAAUUGGAGGCAGCUGCGUGUCCCAGCAUCCAGCUGAAACGGAAGCCUGACAAAUGUGGCCACUGCAGUUACACAACUGCCAACCCACAACAGCUGAUGCAACAUUUCCAAACCAACCAUGCCGACCAGUACCCGUUCGUUUGUGAUUUCUGCGAUUUCCGAUGCUUGGAACGAAAAACGCUCAAUUUGCACACGAGGACGGAACACGCAGGCGAAAAACGCUUCAGCUGCGAGUUUUGCGACUACAAAGCGGUGCGACUGAUCUACUUGAAGCGACACGUGGUCGUGCAUUCCGACGAAAAACGGUUCAGCUGUGAGUUUUGUGAUUUCAAGACCCGCUACCAUAGCAACCUGCGGACCCAUCUGCGGAACCAUACCGAUGAAAAGCCUUACAGAUGUGAGUUGUGUGAAUACAGCUCGCGGUUUCUGAGCAACCUGAAAACGCAUCAGAGGACACACACUGGUGAUAAACUGUUCAGUUGCGGUCAUUGUGAUUAUAAAACCUCGUUCUCAGGUAACCUGAAGAAGCAUGUCAAGAGCCACAAUUGAGAUUCACAACAACAUGCAUGCAUAAUCCAGUGGUCAGCAUUCCAAACAACAAAUUAUACAGCAUAGUGGCAAAAGCAGUCUCCCUCAAGAGAACUGCAAAAUUGGUGUCACAUGAGCCACCAAGAGUAGGCUACCAGCCAAUAAUCUCCUAUUGGAGCUUAACCGAAGGAUCGAAUAUGUUUAUCUGACAUCUGAAUUCAUCAUUUCGAUUUUGAACAUGGAGAAUAUUCUGCCGGGUCCGCAGGAGGGAAAUGCUAGUAAUAAUGUGUCAGAAGCAGGCGCUGCACAGGAGGACCUCCGGCUGCUCCAGCUGCUUAUGCAGCAGCUCAUGGCCGUCGUGAUCGAGGUCACGGUCGCACUCGCUGACGCCUCUGUCGGGAACGUGGACGUGGACGAGUUGUCCCCAUCAUUAGGCUACCAGCCAAUAGGAGAUACAGACGAGUGUGAAGAAAGUGUUUACGAUUUUGGGUAUGGCGAAUAGUUGUCCACUGUUGGUAGUGAAAUGGAGGCAGCUGCGUGUCCCAGCAUCCAGCUGAAACGGAAGCCUGACAAAUGUGGCCACUGCAGCUACACAACUGCCAACCCACAACACCUGAUGCAACAUUUCCAAACCAACCAUGCCGACCAGUACCCGUUCGUUUGUGUUUUCUGCGAUUUCCGAUGCUUGGAGCGAAAAACGCUUCAGCUGCGAGUUUUGCGACUACAAAGCGGUGCGACUGAUCUACUUGAAGCGACACGUGGUCGUGCAUUCCGAUGAAAAGCCGUACAGAUGUGAGUUGUGUGAAUACAGCUCGCGGUUUCUGAGCAACCUGAAAACGCAUCAGAGGACACACACUGGUGAUAAACUGUUCAGUUGCGAUCAUUGUGAUUAUAAAACCUCGUUCUCAGGUAACCUGAAGGAGCAUGUCAAGAGCCACAAUUGAGAUUCACUCCAACAUGCAUGCACAAUCCAGUGGUCAGCAUUCCAAACAACAAAUUAUACAGCAUAGUGGCAAUAGCAGCCUCCCUCAAGAGAACUGCAAAAUUGGUGUCACAUGAGCCACCAAGAGUAGGCUACCAGCCAAUAAUCUCCUAUUGGAGCUUAACCGAAGGAUCGAAUAUGUUUAUCUGACAUCUGAAUUCAUCAUUUCGAUUUUGAACAUGGAGAAUAUUCUGCCGGGUCCGCAGGAGGGAAAUGCUAGUAAUAAUGUGUCAGAAGCAGGUGCUGCACAGGAGGAGCUCCGGCUGCUUAUGCAGCAGCUCAUGGCCGUCGUGGUCGAGGUCGCACUCGCAGACGCCUCUGUCGGGAACGUGGACGUGGACGAGUUGGCCCCAUCAUUAGGCUACCAGCCAAUAGGAGCCACCUACAACACAGAUCGCCGCGUUCUAGGGAGAAUUGCAACGUUGCCAAGUAGUGCUCUCACUUGAUAAGCCCGAGUUCCCAGCAGUUGAAAGCGAGUGGAAAGUCUAAGAUUUCUCUGAAAAUCAGCAGACAAUUUUUGUUGAGAAUCCAGAUAAAGGAUGUAUUUUUUAGGGAAUUCUGUUGCCAUUUCACUGUGUAAAAUGAAAAUUAAAUAUAUGUGAGAUUGUCGUACGCCUCUGUAAUAUUGUGUGGCGAAUAACAUCUUAUUAAAAACAAAAGUGAUCUUCAUCGUAUAAUGCCCGAAGGAGGGGCAAUAUUGAAUCAGAAAACAUUUUAAGUAAUUGUUUAACAUAGUUGUCGUGGGCUUAUUACUAUUUUGUUUUCUUGUUUUAAGUGGUUAGGUGGUAGAGUGGACAUUAUUGUACAAACUUCGCCAUGUCAACAAAAAUAAACAUUGUGUUUUGUGAGCUAAA
This is a messenger RNA of Nilaparvata lugens (brown planthopper), 4999 nucleotides long. Its product is annotated as zinc finger protein 714-like. The coding region runs from base 168 to 1025 and encodes 285 amino acids. Gene Ontology annotation, cellular component: nucleus. Gene Ontology annotation, molecular function: RNA polymerase II transcription regulatory region sequence-specific DNA binding; DNA-binding transcription factor activity, RNA polymerase II-specific. The record is from RefSeq and is a predicted model, not a curated record. The transcript is spliced from 8 exons. Gene Ontology annotation, biological process: regulation of transcription by RNA polymerase II. NCBI's taxonomy places the organism in Eukaryota, Metazoa, Arthropoda, Insecta, Hemiptera, Delphacidae.